CGCCUCAGAUAAUUCACAUUUAAAGAAGCCAUUGAUUCUGAGUGGAGCACAGUCGCCUCGCCACUCUCACCAUUGAGGCCUGUACUUUAUAACAAUGUCGGAUCUAGAGGCUCCCCUACGCCCUAAGAGAAAGAAGAUUUGGGUGGACUACUUUGUCCAAUUCCGAUGGAUAAUUGUUAUCUUUGUCGUCCUUCCGAUUUCAUUCACUCUAUACUUCCUCACGUAUCUUGGGGAUGUGUGGUCUGAGUCGAAAUCGUUCAAGAAGCGCCAGAAGGAGCAUGACGAAAAUGUCGAGAAGGUUGUGAAGCGGCUCAAGGAGAGGAACCCGAAGAAGGAUGGUUUAGUCUGCACCGCCCGCAAGCCAUGGAUUGCUGUUGGAAUGCGAAAUGUGGACUAUAAGCGUGCUCGCCAUUUCGAGGUUGACCUUUCGGCCUUCAGAAAUGUUCUGGAGAUCGACCAGGAGAGAAUGAUAGCUAGAGUCGAACCUUUGGUCAAUAUGGGACAGAUUUCCAGGGUCACUGUCCCGAUGAAUCUGGCUCUUGCAGUUGUUGCAGAGCUUGAUGAUCUUACUGUUGGAGGUCUGAUCAACGGCUAUGGUAUCGAAGGAAGCUCCCAUAUCUAUGGUCUGUUCUCUGACACUGUUGUGGCUUAUGAGAUUGUUUUGGCUGACGGCCGGUUGGUUAGAGCAACGAAAGACAAUGAAUACUCCGACCUGUUCUAUGCUAUCCCAUGGUCACAGGGGACGCUAGGACUCCUUGUCGCAGCCGAGAUUAAACUCAUCCCCAUCAAGGAAUACAUGAGGGUAACAUACAAGCCUUUGGUGGGUAAUCUCAAGGAGCUUGCCCAAGGCUAUAUUGAUUCUUUCGCACCAAGGGAUGGGGAUCAGGACAAUCCUGAAAAGGUACCGGACUUCGUUGAGACCAUGAUCUACUCCCCGACCGAAGCUGUCUUCAUGACGGGUAGAUAUGCUUCGAAGGAGGAAGCCAAGAAGAAGGGAAACAAGACCAACAGCGUUGGCUGGUGGUACAAGACCUGGUUCUACCAGCAUGCUCAGACUGCAUUGAAGAAAGGUGAAUUUGUUGAGUAUAUCCCAACGAGAGAAUACUACCACAGGCAUACUCGGUGCUUGUAUUGGGAGGGGAAGCUCAUUCUUCCCUUCGGUGAUCAGUGGUGGUUCAGAUUUCUCUUCGGUUGGUUGAUGCCCCCUAAGGUCUCUCUCCUCAAGGCUACUCAGGGCGACGCUAUUCGAAACUAUUACCAUGAAAUGCACGUCAUUCAGGACAUGCUCGUCCCGCUCUACAAGGUGGGAGAUGCUCUGGAAUGGGUCCACAAAGAGAUGGAGGUAUAUCCAAUCUGGCUCUGUCCACACAGGCUGUACAAACUCCCGGUGAAAACCAUGGUCUAUCCCGAGCCAGGAUUCGAGCUCCAGCGCAGACAGGGCGACACUCAGUAUGCUCAAAUGUACACUGAUGUUGGAGUCUACUACGCUCCGGGGCCAGUCUUGAGAGGUGAGGAGUUCGACGGGUCUGAGGCGGUCCGUAGGAUGGAGAGCUGGCUGAUCGAGAACCACGGAUUCCAGCCGCAGUAUGCUGUGUCCGAGCUCAGCGAGAAGAACUUCUGGAGAAUGUUUGAUGCUGGCCUCUACGAGCACGCCAGGAGGAAGUACGGAGCUGUGGGAACCUUCAUGAGCUUGUACUAUAAAUCGAAGAAGGGGAGGAAGACGGAGAAGGAGGUGCAGGAAGCCGAGCAGGCGAUCUGCGAAGCCCCCGACGCGGAGGCUAACUAGACUAUAUAGCACAGGCGAAUGCUGGUUGUUGUAGCUGUUGUUGUUGUGUUUGAGAUUCGAGUAGGAUUGAGUUGUUUUGAUGUUUCUUUCCCUUUUAUCUGAAUUUUAGCGUAUUUUGUUUUGCUUAUUUAUUGAGGACUUGUAGUUUUGCUCAGUUUGACUAUUUAAUCUCAGAGAGCACUUUUAUUUCU
Salvia hispanica is the source of this 1977-nucleotide messenger RNA. RefSeq names its product delta(24)-sterol reductase. Gene Ontology annotation, molecular function: oxidoreductase activity, acting on the CH-CH group of donors, NAD or NADP as acceptor; FAD binding. Gene Ontology annotation, biological process: steroid metabolic process. Gene Ontology annotation, cellular component: cytoplasm; membrane. Lineage: Eukaryota; Viridiplantae; Streptophyta; Magnoliopsida; Lamiales; Lamiaceae. The record is from RefSeq and is a predicted model, not a curated record.